Molecule: messenger RNA, 609 nt
Organism: Onthophagus taurus
Lineage: Eukaryota; Metazoa; Arthropoda; Insecta; Coleoptera; Scarabaeidae
Product: 14 kDa phosphohistidine phosphatase
Biological process (GO): peptidyl-histidine dephosphorylation
Cellular component (GO): cytosol
Molecular function (GO): protein histidine phosphatase activity
Source: RefSeq, a predicted model, not a curated record
CAGAGGGCGCUAGAGUACAUAAAAAAACACUUUGUGAGUUUGGCUUCUUAAAGCGAUUUAUACAAAAUUACAGCAUAAAAGCAUUACAAGUGUCGCUUAUCAGAAAGAUUUGAAUGUUAAGAAGUUUAAAUUUGUUAAGAAAAAUGAGUUCUUCGAGUAUUCCCGAUGUUUCGAUCGACCCCGAAGGUGUUUUUAAGUAUAUUCUUAUUAAAUUAACAGUUCAGAAAUCUGAUGGGAACUCUGAGACGAAGGAAAUCGUUAGAGGUUACGCGGAAUGCCCUUAUCAUUCUGAUAUUAAUGAUAAGGUCACCGAUCAACUUCAAAAAUUAAAAGUCGACGGCUCCAUAAAAGAAUGGAAAAGCAAAGUUUUGGGUGGUGGAAGGAUCGACCAUAACGCGGCCGGUAAAAGCAUCAAAGUUUACGGAUAUUCCCAGGGUUACGGAAAAGCUGACCAUGAGGUUGCCGUUGGUUUAAUUAAAAAAGUUUAUCCAAAUUACGACGUUACUUGGAGUGAUGAAGGAUAUUAAAAUACGAUUUUUUUUGUAAUAAGUAAUUUAUUUAUGUAAGAAGGAAGCGAGGAAAUAAAUUGAAUCUUCCUUAAUUUCCUUA